Messenger RNA from Prunus armeniaca (apricot), 759 nucleotides. The record is from the annotation of a GenBank genome assembly. Lineage: Eukaryota; Viridiplantae; Streptophyta; Magnoliopsida; Rosales; Rosaceae.
AUGAUCUCAGCCGUUCACUUAGUCAGCUUAAGGCUUAUAAUUCAACACUGUGCGGAUGGUUCUGGAGAAGACUAUAAACUGCUACCCAGUGGUCCAGCUUCAUUGCCAGAUGAGCAGGUGCCUAUAUCACACAACGACGACAAUGUUUACUGGAAGGAGUUAUGGAUGAUUGUGUAUGUCUGGGUGGCUUUUCUUAUUGUUCAGAUUGUUAAGUCUCCGUUACGCUCUUUGAAGCCAAAUUCUUAUGCAAAGGACCAGGGUGAUUGCGUCCAAAGGAAAGGAAAUCACAAACUGGAAGUUGCAUCAGAUUUUUCCGUACUGCAGCUGUGGGAUAGUAGCUGGUAUAGUUCAACGCAAGACAAAAUUCACUCUAUUCUUUUUGUCAGUCAGAAAAUCUUGUCAAGAAAUCCUUGGCAAGGAAAAAUCACUGAAGAGGUUUGGAUUCAAAAUUCCUUGAUCAUUGGUUUUGAUCCCAAGUCUUCCACUGCCAUUUCCAAGUCCAAUGCUCAUGCUGGGCAUCAGCAUAGGAGUGGCCUUCAACGUCAUGUUCGCCGACUGGAUGGUUACAGUUCUACUUAUUAUUCUCUUCUUAGGAUCAUCAACAAUUCUCCUUAUGUCCUUCAUUCUAAAAAACAGGAAGACAAUUAUGAGGCGACUGUAAACCACGAGUCGAAUGAAAGCGAUAAACUUUCACUUUUACCAUUCCCUUCACGUUUAGGAUACUUUUCUCCUAGGUCAGUUAAUCAAGGAUCUUGUUGA